Salarias fasciatus (jewelled blenny) is the source of this 3323-nucleotide messenger RNA. RefSeq names its product BCL2 interacting protein 2 (gene bnip2). Gene Ontology annotation, cellular component: cytoplasm. The record is from RefSeq and is a predicted model, not a curated record. The transcript is spliced from 10 exons. The coding region runs from base 661 to 2136 and encodes 491 amino acids. Lineage: Eukaryota; Metazoa; Chordata; Actinopteri; Blenniiformes; Blenniidae. Gene Ontology annotation, biological process: apoptotic process.
GUCCCGCUAGCCGGCUACACAGUCGGUCACCGUCUCACUUUUAGCAAGUAUCCCACCCUCCUUCCGCUGCGCUAACCUGCUGAGAUUUAUGUCGGGAAAACUCUGCAGACUCUGUUGUUGCAUAGUGACUUUUUCUGCGUAACAUGGCUCCGUAAAAGCCGUAUUUUGUUCCGUAGUAGACCACCGGCUGUUGUGGAGCUCAUAGCUUGUGUUGUACGGAGGCUGCUGUAGGCUAAAAGCUGGUUAGCGGUAGCCCGGAGCUAGCGUGACUAACGUCCGUGUCCGGUCCGUAGCAGAGCGCUGUGGUCCGGAGGGAGGGAGGAAGGAAGGAAGGAAGCCGAUAAAGUGGGAUUUCUGUGCAAGGCUAGCACACUUUGGCACUCCGGAGUUCACACCGUGGCGCAUUUAGAGAAGGUGACUAUCCGCGCAUCCCGUGUGACAUUUGACACUAUUCACUUAAUGAGUUAUGCUACAUGUCGGCGUGGCUAGUUGUUGUUAACGCGUCUGUCGAUUAGCAGACCGAAGCUAGCCUGCUAGCCACGAACUUCCGAAGAAGUUGUGUACGCCGGGUUUGGAUUAGGAUAACUAGUUCCCCGGUGUUUUGAAAGUUACACAGCCAGACUCUUUGACUCUCUUGUACUGGAGCUACCGCAGGAACUCAUGGCAUCGGAUGUGAUUGAGGGCGAAGCCGCACUGAAGGGUGUAAAUGAAAUGAGUUUGAACAAUAGCAGCCCAGAUUUUGUCACACCCCAGAGGACUCAUGAGGAUCUGGGAAACAGACGCACUUCCAGUCCCUCAUCUUCCGGGGUGUCGGGAGAAGACGAGGACUCAAACGAACUGCAGGAUAGCACAGCUUCUACUGUUGAAAAUGGCGAAGAGGCACUCCAAGACAGCCCAACCAAAACAAGAGGCACGCCACCGGAAAGGACAACAACGCCAGACAAUGUGCAGAAACCACCCGGAGAAAAGAGCUCUACCCCGGUGACCCUCCCGCAGCCACGAUCCCCACCUGGCCCCAUUUCAAGCCUCGAGCGCCAGGAGUCAGUCGCCACAACAGAAGCUCGCCUCAGAAUGGAGGGAGUCGAGCUCAAGGAAGAGUGGCAGGACGAGGACUUUCCGCGACCCCUCCCAGAGGAAGAGGAGCUUGAAGAAGAGCUGUUUGCAGGAACCUCUGAAGAAGGAGACCCUGGCUUUGCAGUGAACCAUGGCAAAAAGACCAAGAAAAAACUGGCAGCUCCAGACAUCAGCCUCACACUGGAUCGCAGCGACGGUUCGAUUCUGUCUGAUGAGCUGGACGAAAGCACCGAGCUGGACUUGGAUGACAUCGAGACGCCGUCUGACAACAGCAACGAGUUUGAAUGGGAAGAUGAUCUUCCGAAGCCAAAAACCACAGACCUCCUGCAGAAAGGCGUGGAGACGGUGCAGGAGCUCUCGGCGCUGGAGGAGCGGGAGGAGGGCCGGCGCUGGAGGGUGUUUCGCAUCGGAGACCAGGAGCACAGAGUGGACAUGAAAGCUAUCGAUCCUUACAAGAGAGUCAUCAGUCAUGGAGGUUACUAUGGAGACGGCUUGAACGCCAUAAUUGUGUUUGCCGUGUGCUUUAUGCCUGAGAGCAAUCAGCCAAAUUACAGAUACAUCAUGGACAAUUUAUUCAAGUAUGUUAUCGGCACUUUGGAGCUUUUGGUGGCUGAAAACUAUAUGAUUGUGUAUUUAAACGGGGCGACCUCCCGGAAGAAGAUGCCGACCGUCGGCUGGCUCCGAAAAUGUUACCAGCAGAUCGAUAGGAGGUUACGGAAGAACCUAAAGUCUUUGAUAAUUGUCCACCCGUCCUGGUUUAUACGCACACUGCUGGCUCUCACAAAGCCGUUCAUAAGCUCCAAAUUUACUCAGAAAAUCCAGUACGUGUACAGCUUGGCUGACCUUUCUGAGCUGGUUCCCAUGGAGUACGUGUCGAUACCAGACUGUAUCAAACAGUUUGACGACGAAAAAAAUAAGAAAAGCCGUAAAAGGUAUUCGCUCUUUCACCGAGGGUCAGUCCCCGCAUCCUUUGCAUUCCUUGAAACUAACAAAGAAAUGAUCAGUUGGCUUUCAGAAAUGCACCAAGGCACCUCAUCUUCUUGCAGUUUGGUAGUUGAAUGAUUUUUUUAUUACACUUAUAGCAAAUAAAAUCACGUGGGUUUUUUUUUUUUUUUUUUUUUUUUGAUAAUCAGUGAUCAUGUUAUUUUCAGAGAAAGGUGUCUUGGUGACUGUUUAACCAACUAAAUUUCUUUUCUGAGCCAGCCCUGCGAGGUCCGUCACAAAGCCAGGACCUGCAAAUAGCUUUCUGCUUCACGGUCACAUCAGUCAUGUAGACUUUACUGCAAGACAGAGAAAGGCGUCAUGUUAGGAACCAAUCAGAACAGUGUUGAAAGAGCGAUUGUAGUUCUGCUUUAUGAAACGACAGUUGUAGUACUGAGCUGCACGGAGCCGCACGUCUGAUGAAGGAAGAAAAAAAAAACAGGUUUGAUGUGAAGCUCGUGUUUGUGCGACUGAACUUGAACUACAGGGAAGUAGCUCGUCUUAGUCACUGUGGUGAGUGUGUGUAUGAGUGUGUGUGUGGUGGCACAGUAACCAUGUCCUAACAUGGUUCCCCCUCUGGCUCUCACUGAACACCCGGUUUGUUCACUCUAACAGCUCUUUGCAUGAUUCACUGCAUACCCACUCCCCACUCGUGUUCAGUAAUGGAGCCCUGUCAGCGUUGGUCAUGCACACACACACACACACACACACACACACACACACACCCUGAGGAGGAAUAAAGAGCUGCGUUCAGUUUCUGAGGCGAUGAGUGUGUAGACGCGCAGCUGAGCGUCAAUAGCUUUGUUAAAGCAGAACAAUCCUGACGUUUUCCAGUAAUGAGCGUUAUUCUCUGUAAUAAAACUGUGACUUCUGCUGUCUGACCGGCGCGUGAGGUUAAGCAGCGACUGACAAACCGAUGCUGCAAAUCUGCUUCAGGCUUCACCCACUGACGAUAUGGAAAGAAGCAUCAGGGAUUUUUUAUUUUUUUUUAAAUACUCGUAAAUUUACUAGCUAUUGUUUUAAAAAUGCACAUUUCGUCGACCAGCUUAAUGUUUUUCUCCCUCACAAUCAGUUUUCCAUCCCCAGCGUCCGUGUCGUGACGUCUUUGUAAAAUGCACCUCUGGGUUUGUUGAGUGUAAAAUUUCACUGAAAUUUUCUUCCCUCAAACCUGGUCGAUGGUGUAAAGUGUGCUUGCAGGCAGUGUUAUAAACCGGUGCUCCCGCCACCGUUUAAACAUGCCGCCGACGCUCGCGCUCGAGUCUGACGGC